AUCCACAUGCCAAUCGUCGACACACCCAUCAUCCAUCACCCAUCAAUCAACCCUUGUCAAAUCAGACAGUAUCUGUGUGGUUGCAUUCUUGGCAUCUUCUGAAUAUUGAAUCUCGCAGCCACGUCAUUUCCUUCCUUCCCAAAACAGGCCUCUACUUCCACAAUGGACAGAGACGUCGAUAAUGCGAACCCGACCAUAUUGACUGCAGCACAGCUGCCUACGCGGCAGAGCAAGAAGAACCUGGCAAGGAAGGGCCCAGACAACAAGUACGACGGUAUCAUCUUGGCCAAGCCCGACUUCCUAUCCCGCCCUUUCUGUGACGCCGACGACUUCCUGUGGCCCGACAGGGAUGAUGCGAAUGAGGAGUUCACACAGGAGCCCAUUGACGAGCAAGAGAUAUACGACCUCAUAUCAACUAUUUCUGACCCAGAACAUCCCUUGUCCCUGGGUCAACUAGCCGUCGUCAAUUUGCCUGACAUUUACAUCACACCGGCGCCAACAGCUCAGCAGGACCCCAAUGCGCUAAUCACUGUCUUGGUCGAGGUAACGCCGACUAUCACACACUGUUCCCUUGCGACGGUCAUUGGGCUUGGGAUUAGGUUUCGAUUGGAGCAGGCGCUGCCGCCUAACUACCGCAUUGACGUGAGGAUCAAGGAGAACACGCAUAGUCAGGACGAGCAGGUUAACAAGCAGCUCGGUGACAAGGAGAGAGUGGCUGCCGCUAUCGAGAAUGACACCUUGAAAGGUGUCCUCGACAAAAUGCUUGAAACAUGCGUCUGAUACAAAUGGGAAUAUUCCACUUUCAACUUCACAUUCA
Messenger RNA from Verticillium dahliae VdLs.17, 817 nucleotides. RefSeq names its product FAM96B protein. Gene Ontology annotation, biological process: iron-sulfur cluster assembly. The transcript is spliced from 2 exons. Bases 163 to 780 code for a protein of 205 amino acids. The record is from RefSeq and is a predicted model, not a curated record. NCBI's taxonomy places the organism in Eukaryota, Fungi, Ascomycota, Sordariomycetes, Glomerellales, Plectosphaerellaceae.